Rotaria socialis is the source of this 6297-nucleotide messenger RNA. The record is from the annotation of a GenBank genome assembly. Lineage: Eukaryota; Metazoa; Rotifera; Eurotatoria; Philodinida; Philodinidae.
AUGAAUUGGAAUCAUUUACGAGAUACUCUCAUCGAUGAAUUAGCUGUUGAAGGUCUCGAUGGUUGUACAUUCGAUCAUUUAUAUUCAAUUGUUAAACCUUUAUUUAUUUCACUUAAUAAUCAAUUAUCUACGGAUACAUAUCUUCGUUCAUAUAUAUGGAAAAUACUUCUCUCAUGUUCGUGCAUUGAACUUUAUGAAUUACCAGAAAACUUCCAAGCUGUAUUAUCAUCCAAUGAUCUUGCCAUUGAAAAUUCUGAAUUAAAUCAUCGUGGUUAUUCAUCAACAUAUAAUCAACGAAAAUUACUUUCAAAUAAAUCCGAUUAUUUAAUUCUUGAUAAUAUUUCAAAUGUCGAUCGUAUGCAUCUUGUUGUUGAACAAAAUAUUCGUGAAUUCCGCAUAACACAAGGUCGAUUCGAUACAAAGCAAUUAUUCAGUAAAUAUGAAUAUGCACUAUUGGAAUGUAUAUGUAAAACACGUUCAAAAGGUAUACCAACAUCGGGCAAUGAUGGCCUAUCGAAAAUUUUUAAUAUCAAUAGUAAAUCAUUAUUCUAUUAUCUUAAACAAUUAAUAUCAUUGGAUAUAAUCAAAAAAUUAAAUCUAACACGUCAAUUAGUCGGUACACUUAAACAGCCGAUAUUAAUCAUGACACGGUACAUAACAACAAAUGAUUAUCUCAAUUCAAAAUAUACAAUAAUCGAUCGUUUAAAAACAUAUUUAGAACAAUGUAAAAAUCAAUCAUGUGAACGAAAUCAUUUGAAAUCCUAUUUGUCAUUAGGUGAAAAAUCAUUUCGUUCAUUGAUGAGAAAAUGUAAACGUUUGAAUUUAAUUGAAAAAUAUAAUAAAACAAUGAGUGAGCACGAUUUGAAAAAAUUUAUCAACAAUGAAGAUGAUUCAAUUAGUUUAAUCUGUAUUAACAAUCGAACACGUUUACGUUCGUAUACAUUUUUUCGUUUAAAAUCAAAUAAUAUUAGUAAAGAUGACGACGAAGAAAUAGCAUCAUCGAGUGAGGAUAAUGAACAAACGGAAGACGAAGACGAAGACGAAGUUGAAGACGAUACUAUGUUGGCCGGUGGCGAUGAUGAAGAUUCCGAUAUGUUUCCUUUAUCGGAAGCAUCGAGCCUACUGGAUCAAAAACAUCUUCGUUUAUACGUCGAUCGACCAUUCCAUUUUCAGUAUUAUCAAUUAUUAGAGCAAGUUAAAGAUAUUGGUUUAUCACAACGAGAUUUAGCAAAUAUAUGUCAUUUAUCAUUUUAUUCGGCUCGAUCGGAAAUAAAAUCGUUAACAAAAAAUAUGAAACAUAUUUCAUUAAAAAGCGUUCAACUGAAUCAAAAAGGGAAAAUUAUGGAAAAUAGAAUUGUAUUAAAAAAAUAUAUGCCAACAGCAGCAACAAAAGCAACACCAUCAUCAUCAACAACAACGACAAACAUUAAUAUUCGGCAACAGAUUAUUUCUAAAACACCACGUGCUAAACGAAAGAAGUCGAAUAGAACACCAAAAGAAAUCGUCCAAACAGCAGCAAUAGCCGAAAGUCCAUCAUCAUCACAAGCUUCUCCGUCGAAUCCAGCAUCACUAAUUAAAUGUGAACCCCUCGAUGCUGAACAUUUGGACAAUGAACCAUUGCUUUCUCGUCUUGUUUCAUCGGAAAUUUUAUGGCGUCCAUCAAUUCAAACUGUUCCCGCCGAACCUCCAAAGAAAAAAUCGAAAACACGAGUAAAUCCAGUGAAACGAAUAAAUAUUAAACGUGAACAUCGUCUUGAUUUAAUUCGUUCUUAUAUGCAAGAACAUCCGAUAUGUACAUUAACGGAUUUACGUGCUGCUAUUAUGUCAAGCGAACGUGAGGAAGGCUUAACUAUACAUAUGGAUCGUAAAACAUUGGAUAAAUUGGUUGACGAACUGGAAAAAAUUCAUAAAUUUCUAUUUCGCUUUACAGCCCGUGUAAAACAAUCACGAACAAUUAUUUGUUUAGCAAUGAAUACCGACGAUAUAGCACCGAAUUGUGAACGUAUACAACAAUUUAAAAUUGAAUUAUCACAAGAAACAAUUGAAGUCCCAUCGACAACACAAACUAAAUCUAAAACAAUAUCACAACAACGAUUAUCAAACACAACAACAACAACAACAACAGCAGCAGCAACAACAACCGAUCAAUUAGAUCAAACAGUGGAAGAAGAGAAACCACUUGGUGUCGAUUCAAAAAUAACUAUUGAUAAUCUAUUUAAUAAUGGUUUAGAAGAAGAAAAAAUUGCUUUAUUAAAAAAGAAACCAUUAGAAAAUAUAACUGGCUUUGGAAAUUGUUAUGGUUAUGUUUAUAAAUUUCAACGAUGUGCCAUUUUACAUAAAUUUCUAUUCUAUUUAAUCUAUGGUUAUGAAGGCAAAGUUGAUACAGAACCAUUAGAAUCUACAAUUGAUAUGGAUCAACCACUUGUAUCCAACGAUCCUGAAGUUCAAUCUAUACUCGAUUCAAUUCCAAAUGCUCGUCGUUAUAUCGGAUCAAAUCAAGGUGCUAAUUGGAAAACAUUUGUACCACCCUUAGAUACUCGUGGUCGUUCCAUUCCAGCUGGUUGUCUUUAUUUAGAUGAUUUUCUUAUGUGUAUGCCUGUAUCAAUAUUUCUUGCUGUUGUCUAUGUACCCUAUAAAGUUCCUGGCCUAAUGGAAUUACUUUCACAUCCAACCAAACGUUACAUUCUCGUUCGAGAUCUUCCAGCGGAAAUGCGCUAUCCACUUGUUGUUCGUCGUCAUUAUCUAUAUCGUAUAGCUGAAGUAUUAAAAUAUUUAUCAACACUUGGUUUGAUAACAUUCGUCGAUCGACCCAUUAUCAGUCGUUUGGAAAAAUUAAAUACAUUAAUUUAUAUUCAUCCAAAAGCGUAUCUUAUUAAUACAAUAAAUCAAACCAAUAAUUCCAAUGAACCUAUUGAAAAUAUGCCAAAUUAUCCAAAACAAAAUUAUCAUUUUAUUUCAUUGACCAAUGUGAAUCGUUUUUGGUUUGAUUUAAUUGAAAUCGCAUUGAAUACAUAUCGUAUUAAAAUUUUCUCACGUAAACAAAAUCGUUCACAUAUUGUUGAUAUACUUAAGCAAGCAAAUAAACCAAUACCAAUAGAAAACAUAAGUGAAGUAAAAACGCCACUCGGAAAAUCCAAUGGACCAGCUGGUUUUGAUUAUGAUUUAUAUUUGUUUUUACGUAAAUCAUGGAAACUCCCGUAUAAUAAUAAACGUAUAUUGAAAUUACUCAAUCGAGAAGCAAAUCAUUGUUGUAUACCUGUUUGCGAACUACGUGUUCCUAUUGAUGUGGCUCUCAAACGUUCCUAUACAAGACAUUUAGCUCAAAAACGUAAGAAUAAUAUUCGUAAACGUGGCAUGAAUAUGUUAGUAUCAAACUUCGAUACAGAAUUGAAUUCUUCAUUUCCAACACCAUUGUCAUCAUCGACAUUUCAUAGAACAAAACGAAGUUUAAAUGUGUCUAUUAAACCAUCGCAUGGUUUCGAAAAUUAUGGUCAUCUAUCAAGAUAUAUUAUUCCAUAUGAUUCGUUAAAUCAACUGCAAUUUAUUGAUAGGCGUAAAAAAUUACUCUUUCAAUAUAUUAGAGAGAAAAAUAAAACAAUUCUAAAUCGUUUCAAUGAUAUUCUACGGGAUACAUCAGUCAAGAAUGUUAAUCCUCGAAAUAAUAAAAAGAAACGUAAAUUAAACGAAGAACAAGAAUCAGAUGAUGAAGAACAAGUCAAUUCAACAGCACUUCGUGUACGUUGGUCGCCCAUAGAAGAACGCGUUAUAUCAUUAAUCAAUGCAUCACUUUCAUUUUAUUUACCUCGUAAACAACCCAAUACUCCUGAUAUAUCUCAAGAUUCGAAUCCUAUCGGAAGUCGCCGCCCAGCGGCGUUUCUACCAUUUAAUAAAGAACUGUUUCGUGCAUGUCUUAUUCGUAUACUUCCACGUUCGGCACGCUCAAAAACACCGCAAAAUGUUGUACGUAAAAUAAAGAAUGACAUGUCACAACAAACACGCAUCAGUCAAUUGGAACAUUUAUCUGUACUCUGUUCAACAGAUACAUUUUUAUUAUCAUUUCGCAAUGAAUCGAAACGUUAUCUUAAGCAACGAUAUCGAUCGAAUGAACAUUUUUUUCUUUUGCUUUUCGAAAGAAUUUACAUGAAAUUUCAAAAUUUUAUUCGUACAGGAUAUUUGCAUUGUAUUCCACAAGGUACAAUUGAGUAUUUACCGAAUACACGCGAUGAACUUUUAAAACAAUACAAAAUCAUUGGAAAACCAUCCGUAGAAUUACAAGCAUCCAAUCCAUCUGAAUCAACAAAAUCAAUAUUAAGCUCAACUAUAAGUAUGGCAGCACAUAGUUCUCUAUUGUCGAACGAACGUUCGGGUACAACAAAAGCAUUUAUUCUUCAUUAUAUAUUUUCUCAAUAUCCUGAGUCAUUACUCAAUGAAAUUGUGUAUCGUUUAAUGCAUACAGAUGCGGUUAUAACAUUAACAAAAUCGAAUGAUAUUCAACGGAAAAUAACAAGUGAAGCGUCGACAUUUUUAGCUGGCCGAGCUUAUCAUAUCAAUCAACGAUAUAUUUAUCGUUGGUAUACAUAUAUGCCAGCUAUUGUUCUUCAUGAAACAUAUUCGUGGAUAAAUGAAAAUAUUUUAUCGAAGAUAAAUAUUAAUGAUAUUCGAGAUGAAAUGAUAGUAACAAUUGAUAUUGAACAACAAAAUAAUGUCGCUAUAGCUGCGUCAUUUAUUACAUUUUUUGAUUCAAAUCAUUUCGAUAUUCAAUUAGCAUUACCGAAAAGUCUUGAUAAUGAACCCGAAAUGAUUAUGUCAAAGAUGCACAAAAAUGAAAAUGAUGAUGAAUCAAACACGGACGAUGACGAUAAUAAUGAUGACGAUCACGAACGAGUUUUUGAACAAGUUCUUCAAAGUGCACGACGUAUUGAUCAAACGCGUUACGAAAAUAUUAAUAAACGAAAACUGUCAACGGAUAAUGAAAAUUCAAAUAAAAAGCCACGGUUAACAACCGAUGAAAAUGAUGUUUCCAGUUCACGUACAAAAUCGUCUACUUCGAAUCGUCAUCAAUGUUCGGAGUGUUCAAAAUCAUUUAUAAAUCGAACAAGUCUUGUUCGUCACCGUCAUCGGCAACAUGAAAAACAUCAUCAAGUGAAAUCUGGCAAGACAGCAUUACGUCCAGGUUCAACAACACAAAAUCCACUUGGCCGUGGUCGUCAUGCUACGGAUACAUCGUCGCUUAGUUGUUGUUCAAUAAAAUUUGUUCUCUCAACUGAAUUUCUUCAAGAACAAUAUCAACAUUUCUUCAUGCAAAAAUCUUUAUAUACGAUUGAUAAAUUAAUCGAACGUUUUCCAUUGUAUUCAGCUGUUUACGAUCAAGAACAACAAAUUGAUUAUAAUGAAAACAAUUUAUUAUAUCAUACAAUUCUUAAUACGCAUGAAUUCGGUUUAACAUUCUAUCAAAUUUAUAAUCAAGUGAAAUCAACGAUGACAUUUAGCGAAUGUGUUAAACAAUUAAAUGAUUAUCUAACACGUGGAAUUAUAAUUGCUGGCGGAAGUCGAACACGAAUAUAUGUACAUCGAAAACAUGCCCGAUCAUGGCUUAUCUAUUCGAUACGUUUUCGACAACACGAUAAUAAUAAUAAUCUUGAAACAUUGUUAACAAGUGCUUUUGCCGAUUCAACUCCAGCAAUGGCAAAUAUAGAUAAUGAUACAACACAGGAUAGUAGACAAAUAAAAUCUUUAAAUUUGCCAAACAGUGAGAACAUAUUAAAUAAAAAUGGUCAAUUGAUUUCGGAUCAAUUCGAACGUGUUGUUUUUAUUCCUCGUCCAUGGAAAUCAACUGAUGGUUCGAUAAAUUUUGUUGUUUUACAACGUAUGAUGGAAUCAUUACUUUUAUAUAUAAUUGAUCAUCCCGGUACAAAUCUUGAACAUAUCUAUGAACAUUACAAAUGUGUCCUUCAACCAGUUGCUAUCAAUGAUUGCAUUGAAUUAUUUCAACAAAUGAAUUGUUUAGAAACAGUUCAAGUACCAUUGAAAAAAACCAUCGAAAAACAAAUUAAUCUCUAUUCAAAUGAACAUUCAGAUGAUGAACACGAUGAUGAACAUGAGAAAAAUCAAAAUAUUCAAUAUGAUAGUGAUAAUGAUUUUGAACGAAUUUUAUUCAAAGCAAAUUAUGACUAUCAACAAACAACACUUUAUUGUUUUCCAACGUACGAUUGCUUAGCAAAAUUCGGUGUUUCAUUUCCAUCAUCGUUGAUGAAUCAACAGCGAGGCAUUGAUCGAAUGCCUUUUCCUAGUUAUUAA